Messenger RNA from Knipowitschia caucasica, 201 nucleotides. NCBI's taxonomy places the organism in Eukaryota, Metazoa, Chordata, Actinopteri, Gobiiformes, Gobiidae. The record is from the annotation of a GenBank genome assembly.
AUGAUGUCACUCUACCACCAUAGCUCCCACCUGCCCCAGUCCUGCUGCAGCCCUCUCCAGCCCUGCUCCUGCCCGCACGGCCCCGGUGUGUGGACCCUCGGAUCGAAGGCCCGCAGAGUGGAGAGGAGCGGGGUGAGAGGCCAGGUGUCAGGGCUCCGCGGGAGGAUUGCUAAGCGCUAUGUGAACAGUUCUGAAAAAUGA